Molecule: messenger RNA, 279 nt
Organism: Lathyrus sativus (Indian pea)
Lineage: Eukaryota; Viridiplantae; Streptophyta; Magnoliopsida; Fabales; Fabaceae
Source: the annotation of a GenBank genome assembly
AUGUAUUCCACUGUUUGUAAACAAAACGGAAAUUCCGAUAGAGAUAUUGCCACCUUCAUAUCCACUGGAUUUGUUGGUCAAUUAAGAGGUUGGUGGGAUCAUUAUCUCACCGAUAGUCAGAAAAAGGAUAUUCUUGACCAUAAGAAAAUGAUUAAGUCAGAAGCAAGUGGUGUUUCCACCACAGGCGAAGAAGAUGCGGUUUAUACACUGUAUCCUUCAACAUUUUGUUGGACCAAUAUCCCUAUUGGAGAAAAAUUCAAACUCUACUCUAAAAUCUAA